Molecule: messenger RNA, 1464 nt
Organism: Penicillium daleae
Lineage: Eukaryota; Fungi; Ascomycota; Eurotiomycetes; Eurotiales; Aspergillaceae
Product: cytochrome P450
Exons: 5
Coding region: 1-1464 (487 amino acids)
Molecular function (GO): heme binding; oxidoreductase activity, acting on paired donors, with incorporation or reduction of molecular oxygen; monooxygenase activity
Source: RefSeq, a predicted model, not a curated record
AUGGAUCUGGAUUGGCCCCUGGUUCUCAAUUAUGAGGCUUGGCUUCACGGCAUCCUGCUGCUGCCAUUCCUCUACUUUGCAGUAUGGUCGGUCUACAGUCUCUAUUUCCACCCACUGAGUCGCUACCCAGGUCCCAAGCUGGCUGCAAUUUCCCCCAUGGUCCACCUCCUAUGGGAUAUUCGGGGUAAGCAGCACUCGGUAGUGAAAAGACUCCAUGAUCAAUACGGCAGCGUUGUGCGUAUUGCACCAAAUGCUCUUGUUUACAAUUCCGCCGCCGCUUGGAAAGACAUCUACGGACACCGGAAGAAGGGUCAGAAGCUUUUCGUCAAGGACCCAGCCCUGUACUCGCCGACACCCAACGGAACAAAUGCCAUAAUCACAGCGAAUGAGGAGGAGCACAGCCGAAUGCGCCGUUUGCUUACCCAUGCCUUCUCGAACAAGGCGCUCAAGGAACAGGAACAGAUCCUCCAUACCUACGCUGAUAUGCUAAUUGACAAGCUGGCCGGUAUCCUUCACGGAAGCCAGCGAGCAGUCGUUGACAUGACUCGCUGGUACAACUUCACCACCUUCGAUCUGAUUGGGGAUCUUGCAUUUGGCGAACCUUUCGGUUGUCUCUCUGAGAGCAAGUACCAUUGGUGGGUUAUGGUCAUUCUGGAUGCUGUCAAGGCCAGCGCAUACCUAAAGGUGUUUUGGUUUUAUCCAAUUUUGCUUCCAUUGUUCAUUCUUCUAGUCCCACGACAUCUUCUCAAGAAGCGCAAGGCGAGUUUCAAUCUGAGCGUGGAAAAGGUCCGUCGUCGUCUGGCACGCCAGACCACCCGGUCUGAUUUUACCUCGUACAUUAUGAAGCACAGUCACAAUGGACAUGGCUUGUCUCUUUCAGAGAUUGAUGCCAAUGCGGGUGUAUUUGUACUGGCUGGAAGUGAGACCACUGCUGCUUUGCUUACUGGUUUUCGGAGUGCUUUUUCUAAGGUAUCUGAGAUCAAGCUUUCGGCCCUUGUAGAGCUUCCUUAUCUUAAUGCUGUCUUGACUGAAUCUCUGAGAAUCUAUCCUCCUAUUCCUUCUAUGCUUCCGCGUCUUGUGCCUAAGGGUGGAGCCGUCAUCGACGGUCAAUAUGUUCCUGGCGGAGUUUCUGUUUCGAUCUCGUUGUACUCGACUUUUCAUUCAAAAACCAACUUCAAGAAUCCUGACUCCUUCAUUCCCGAGCGUUGGCUUCACGGCCCUGAGUCUUCUGGAUUUGAUUCUGAUCAAAAGGAUGCCCUUCGCCCAUUCUCCUAUGGACCACGCAACUGCCUCGGUCAGCACCUGGCUAAUGCAGAGGUACGACUCAUUCUCGCCAAAUUCCUCUGGCACUUUGACCUGGAGCUCCAGCCUGAGUCCCAGCACUGGUCUAUCCAGAACUCCUUUGCUCUCUGGAGUCGGCCCGCAUUGUGGGUGAAGCUUUGCUAUCCUGGCACUGCUCUGUGA